UGAAAUGUAUACUAUUUGUCUUACUCUUGUUGAAUUCGUGAAGUAUAGAAACCUGUAUGUGAUUUAAAGUUUAUUUCAUGUUAACCUGCACUCUCGAAAAUUGGUUACUAUCAUACCUUCAUUACGCCAUUCACACGAAAAGUGAAACAGGCAAUGUCUUCGGAAUUUUCAGGAAACUCAAUAACGAAUAUUACGCCAACUGCAGAUUAUACAUUUGAUGAUUGUGCUGAUCCAGAACCGUCCGAUUUGAUUUGUGUUCUGUGCCUGCGCCAAUGUACUUCAGAACAAUGCGUACAAUUUUCCACAAGUGAAAAUGAUACUUUUUUCGAUGCAUUUGAAAACCGCUCAAAACUAGAAAAUCUACUAAACAUAGACUUGGAUCUGAAACACUUUGUAACCUGUCUAACCUGCUGGAAGCUAGUCGAAAUGUUUAUUGACUUCAAGCAAUGCUGCUUAAAAGCGGAACAGUGGAGUCAUAAAUUUAUCAAUGGUUUGAGCCGUCAUCAAAAAGAUAACGAGUUCUGGCUGUGCCACGAAAUGUUCGCAUUGAUUGACCGAACUCACCAGGAAAUUAGGGAGCACUUUGAUCGAAUGAAUGCUGAGGAGAUAACACCAAAAGAUGUAUCCUCCCUCAUGCCCAUGGAAAGUAUCUGUAUCAAAUUAGAUAUCGUUGAAGAAUCGCCACCCGUCGGAAAUGAAGACACUCAGAGCAAGAAACGACCGAGGAAAAACAGAAUAGUCAAAGAUGCGCUACACGAAGAUGUCGAGAAUCCGGAUUCAUUGAUUGUGGAGAAAUCCGAUAUCGAUGUGACAGCAUGUGAGAAAUGUGAUCGUAAAUUCGAUACUGAGAUCGGACAUAGACUCCAUAUUCAGCAUUGCAAGGGUCGAGAAACUGGGAAGCUGGAGAAAUCCUACGUUGAAUGUUCAAUUUGUACUGCUUCAUUUAAAGAUCCCACAUCCUUAAAUUAUCAUAUGAACAAGCACAAAGGUGUCAAACCGUACAAGUGUCGACAAAAAUGUGAUAAAUAUUUCUACAGUGCAUUUAGCCGCAAACAUCACGAGACAAAUUGUGGUUCGGAUACUCAUGUUUGCCCACAUUGCGGGGCUCUGCUGAAAAAUGCGGAUACUCUCGGCAAUCACAUAACGCACGUGCACGGAGAGGCCACCAUUGGCUGUGAAACUUGCGGGAAGAUGUUCAAGUCAAAGAAAAAACUCAGCCGCCAUAUGUUGGUGCACACGAAUAUUCGAAACUAUCCCUGCACUGUGUGCGAAAAAGCGUUCAAAUCAUCUUAUGCCGCCAAUGUACACCGAAGAAUACACACCCAAGAGAAACCGUUCAUUUGCGAGAUUUGUGGUCAGGAUUUCACGUACAAAUGCUCUUUGAAGGCUCACGUGUCCAGGGAUCAUGGAUGGCAGGCAGACUGAACGCUUUUACCGAAGACAGUGGUUUCAGAAACUAUUAAUUUUCCUUGAACACAACCACCUGUAUUAAUUGUGUUCGAACAUUAGCAUAUGAUAGUUUGGAUUUCAAAUUAUUUUUUAGUCAGCAAUACUGAUAUUGGAAAUUUAUAAUCCUAAAAUCAAUGCUCCGUUGAAUGACCUACUUUUGUUUUAUAGUCUAAAAGUUCAUAAAAAAAUAAUAGUCAAAAGAGCAGGAUACCUGUGAAUCAUUUUAUUUUAUGGAUAAUAUAAUAGACAGUCGAAUGAGUCGAAAGUUAGUUAGGCUACUGUUUCCAUUUUACCUCGAUGAAGCCGCUCAACAUGAUUCUUCAAGGCGUUUGUGUACAUAAAAGCCUCUCCACACAUUACACAUUUGUACGGCUUUUCUUGGGUAUGUACCCGUUUGUGAACUUUGAGUGCCACUGCUGAUUUGUAUGUUUUGUUGCACAUAUCGCAUGCGAAGUUUCGUUCCUUCGAGUGUGUUUUCAAGUGUAUUUCAAGACGUGAACUGAAAAUAUAAGAAACUAUAUUUAAAAAAACAUUCCAAACUAAAUAAAUAAAACAGUGCGAGUAAAUGCAA
This is a messenger RNA of Malaya genurostris, 2020 nucleotides long. Its product is annotated as zinc finger protein 91-like. Gene Ontology annotation, cellular component: nucleus. The record is from RefSeq and is a predicted model, not a curated record. Gene Ontology annotation, molecular function: DNA-binding transcription factor activity, RNA polymerase II-specific; RNA polymerase II transcription regulatory region sequence-specific DNA binding. NCBI's taxonomy places the organism in Eukaryota, Metazoa, Arthropoda, Insecta, Diptera, Culicidae. Gene Ontology annotation, biological process: regulation of transcription by RNA polymerase II. Bases 154 to 1425 code for a protein of 423 amino acids. The transcript is spliced from 5 exons.